Molecule: messenger RNA, 1020 nt
Organism: Mitosporidium daphniae
Lineage: Eukaryota; Fungi; Microsporidia
Product: ATPase Get3
Exons: 5
Coding region: 1-1020 (339 amino acids)
Biological process (GO): post-translational protein targeting to endoplasmic reticulum membrane
Cellular component (GO): GET complex
Molecular function (GO): ATP binding; ATP hydrolysis activity
Source: RefSeq, a predicted model, not a curated record
AUGGAGGGGACCUUGGAUAACAUUCUUCAACAGCAGUCGCUGAAAUGGAUUUUCGUGGGGGGCAAAGGUGGCGUGGGAAAAACUACCACAAGCUGCUCUCUUGCUAUCCAGUUGAGCAAGUUCAGAAAGAACGUGUUGCUGAUAUCUACGGAUCCCGCUCACAACCUUUCCGAUGCGUUUGGCCAGAAAUUCGGAAGAACCCCGACAGCAAUAUCCGGGUUUGAAAAUCUGUUUGCAAUGGAAAUAGACCCGGCUGCCACAUUUGAAGAGCUUUCUGUAGAGUUUUCAUCGUCCGUCAGCAAUGCCGAAGAUGAGCGAGAAGAGCUCCCGUCUUUUAAGGGAAUCAUGAAUGAAAUCGGAACAUCAAUCCCUGGAGUUGACGAGGCCAUGGGAUUUGCAGAGAUCAUGAAGCUCGUCAAAUCAAUGGAAUAUUCAACAGUUGUGUUUGAUACCGCGCCUACGGGGCACACGCUCCGCUUCUUGUCCUUCCCAUCGAUCAUGUCCAAAGCCUUUGCAAAGUUAUCCGAUCUUCACACCCGUUUUGGGCCAAUGAUCCAGCAGAUGUCGGGACUACUUGGUCUGGGAUCAUCUGCAGCAGGAUCAUUUAACCCAACUACGAUUUUCUCAAAGAUUGCAGAAUUGCGAACAAUAACCGAUGAAGUCAAUGCUCAGUUCAAAGAUGCCACCAAAACGACAUUUGUGUGCGUCUGCAUUGCCGAGUUUCUGUCUCUCUACGAGACAGAAAGAAUGGUGCAGGAACUUGCCGUUUUUGGAAUCGAUACACACAACAUAAUCGUAAAUCAACUGGUACCGCCCUCCACUUCUUCCAAUGCAUCGAGCUCGUCUUGUGACAUGUGCAUGGCCCGCAGAAAGAUCCAGAAAAAAUAUCUGGACCAAAUUAUAGAGCUCUAUGAGGAUUUCCAUAUUGUCCAGCUGCCCCUGCUUAACUCUGAGGUCCGCGGUCCAGCUGCCCUAAAAGCAUUUUCGGAAAGACUUGUGCAUCCCAGUGUGCAGUCGUGA